AUGGUUUUCAUCCCUGGCGAUAACAAAGUUCAAAUCCCCGAACUAGCCGACACAGAGGGGCCGCCCGCCUAUACCCCCUACGAUACCCCCGCUCCAUCCACAAUUUCAGGCUCCAGCUACCCAUCAGAUUUCUCCUCCCUCCCUCCGACUCCGUCCUCCUCUAAUCCGUCUUUUCCUAAUGCCUCAACAUCUCCACUCAACAUCCCCAUCUCCAACGCCGUAUCCUCAUCCCGCUCAGUCUCCCUAUCUGGCCCCCUCAAAAUCCUCGAAUCGGUUUCUGGUUCCUCAUCCGUGACAUUGCAUAACCACGUGACCGUUUGCGGUCCCAUUAAGGCGAGCGCGAAAAUUGUUCUCUACGAUCACGUCACUGUAUACGACGAUGUGAAAUCGAGUUCGUCGAUUUCGUUAGAUGGAGGCGAGGGGAAAGGGGGAGUGGUGGUGAUGGGGACUGUGAAGAGUAGUUCGAGUAUAGAGAUGAGAGGGAAUGUGUAUGUGCAGGUUGAUGUGAGGAGUAGCUCUAAGGUGUUACUAGAAGGAAUAGGAGGAUUGGUGAGGAUUGGAGGAAAGGUGGAUGCGAGUGGACAGGUGACGAUUAGGGGAGCAGCAGAGGUGGGAAAUGUGGAGAGUAGUGGCAAGAUUAUUGUUGAGUCGGCAGAGAAGCAGAGGAUUGUCUUGGGAGAUUUACAGUCGCGAGGUGGAAUGGAGAUUGAGGGAGAUGUGGAAGUUCGCAACGAGCUGAAAGCCAGUGGUAAUGUGAAGAUUAAUGGAAAGCUGCAUGUUCAUGGAAAUUUCACGGUCCAUGGUAAUGUCAAAGUUCAGGCUGGUUCGGAACUCAUUGUGAAUGGCAGGAGAACGAUACAUGGGAAGAUGGAGAAUGCUUAAAUUCGAAGUACUGUUUCUCCAACUUAAUGCCACGCUUUUGCCAACAGGUCUUUUAAGCGGCAAAGAAAUGCACCUCUGAGAUUAGCGUCAAUUAAUGCAAGCGAAUUCCUCUAGCUGUUGGGACUUAACAAAACCCCGACUAGCAAAUCAAUCAUUUGGCUAAUCUGGGAAUCAAAUCA
Messenger RNA from Botrytis porri, 1061 nucleotides. RefSeq lists its product as uncharacterized. The coding region runs from base 1 to 882 and encodes 293 amino acids. The transcript is spliced from 2 exons. The record is from RefSeq and is a predicted model, not a curated record. Lineage: Eukaryota; Fungi; Ascomycota; Leotiomycetes; Helotiales; Sclerotiniaceae.